Molecule: messenger RNA, 1753 nt
Organism: Eufriesea mexicana
Lineage: Eukaryota; Metazoa; Arthropoda; Insecta; Hymenoptera; Apidae
Gene: UQCR-C1
Product: Ubiquinol-cytochrome c reductase core protein 1
Exons: 6
Coding region: 43-1479 (478 amino acids)
Cellular component (GO): mitochondrion
Molecular function (GO): metalloendopeptidase activity; metal ion binding
Source: RefSeq, a predicted model, not a curated record
ACUGCAUUACCAUCCUUGUCGUGCAGUUACAAGGUCCUAGACAUGGCGACCCGUUUGCUUAAAGUUAGUUCCGCGUUACGAGCUUAUUCUAAUAAAACCAGCCUUGUAAAGGUACCAAAGCAAUGGCAGUCCACAUCAACAUCACUUAAAGAAAUAUUACUAAAUCAACCAGCAACGCAGGUUACAGUUUUAGAUUGUGGCUUGAAAGUUGCUACUGAAGAUAGUGGAGCACCAACAGCUACUGUUGGGCUAUGGAUAGAUGCUGGGAGUCGCUAUGAAGAUGAUGAAGUCAAUGGAGUUGCUCAUUUUAUGGAACAUAUGGCUUUCAAAGGAACUACUAAACGUUCACAAACUGAUUUAGAAUUAGAAAUUGAAAACAUGGGUGCUCAUUUAAAUGCAUACACAAGUAGAGAACAAACAGUAUUUUAUGCCAAAUGUUUGGCCGAAGAUGUUCCAAAAGCUGUUGAAAUUUUAAGUGAUAUCAUUCAAAAUUCAAAACUUGGUGAGGUUGAAAUUGAAAGAGAACGUGGUGUUAUCUUGAGAGAAAUGCAGGAAGUUGAAACAAAUCUUCAAGAAGUUGUUUUUGAUCAUUUACAUGCUAGUGCAUAUCAGGGCACACCAUUAGGAAGAACAAUUCUUGGCCCAACUGAAAAUAUCAAAAGUAUUACAAAAAAUGACCUUGUUUACUACGUUAAGACACACUAUGGUCCACCUAGAUUCAUUUUAGCUGGUGCAGGUGGUGUAAAUCACAAAACUCUAGUAGAUUUAGCUCAAACACAUUUUGGCCAAAUGAAAGGGCCAUUCUAUGACGAAAUUCCUCUCUGUCCACCAUUACCAUGCCGUUUUACGGGAUCAGAAAUAAGAGUUCGUGACGAUAAUAUUCCACUAGCACAUGUAGCCAUUGCUGUUGAAGGACCUGGUUGGACAGAUGCAGAUAAUAUUCCUCUUAUGGUUGCAAAUACCCUUAUGGGCGCAUGGGAUCGCAGCCAAGGCGGUGGAGCAAACAAUAUAAGUUAUUUGGCAGAAGCUUCUGCAGCUGCAGGAUUAUGUCACAGUUACCAAAGUUUUAAUACUUGUUAUCAAGACACGGGUCUUUGGGGAAUAUAUUUUGUGAGUGAUCCUUUGGAAAUUGAACAUUUUGUAUAUAAUAUACAACGUGAAUGGAUGAGAUUAUGCUUGACAAUAACAGAAAAAGAAGUAAAUCGUGCAAAAAACAUUCUUAAAACAAAUAUGCUCCUUCAGUUAGAUGGCACAACUGCAAUUUGUGAAGACAUUGGUCGACAGAUGCUGUGUUAUAAUCGACGCAUACCACUUCAUGAACUUGAGGCUAGAAUAGAAAGUGUGACUGCUAAAAAUAUUCAUGAAGUUGGUAUGAAGUAUAUUUAUGAUCAGUGUCCAGUAAUCGCAGCAGUUGGACCAAUCGAAAAUUUACCAGAUUAUAAUCUAAUUCGUAGCGGCAUGUACAGAUUGCGAAUAUAAACACAUUUCCGGCAAUGAACAUAGAAUAAGUUGCAAAUAACAUCAUUUUUAGCAAAAUAUUUGAAUUAAACUAAGACUAAAAAUAUAAACCAUUUAUAACUGUAAAGUACAAUUGUAACUAUAAAGUGAUAAAAGUUAUAAAAAAAAAUUUAUAUUUACUUUUUAAUUAUAUUUUAUAGUCUUAUUUUAAUUUUGGUCAGCAAGUGAUACAUUUCAUUUCCAAGCUAUGUAUUAUCUGGCUUAAACAUAAUAAAUUGAUCUUUAAAAAACUCAA